GACGUGAUUUCCUUCCUUCGCUGGAGUGCUGCUGCUGUUCGAGUAGCUGUCAUCGAGAAGGCUGGAAGAGAGUGGGGGGGGGUCACAAUGCCCCUGGAGGUGAAAUGGCCGUUCCCACAUCGCCCCCGUCUGCCCUGGAAGAUCUCCAGCACCUUGAUCACGGGGCUAGUGGGCUCUUACAGCUACCUCUGGACCAAGUACUUCAACUACCUGACUGUCCACAAUCAGGAUGUCCUGUUUGAGCUAAUUGACAACCGACCUCGCAGUACGCCCCUGAUCACCCUCUCAAACCACCAGUCCUGUAUGGAUGAUCCUCACCUCUGGGGUAUCUUGAAGUUGCGCCAUCUCUGGAGUCUUAAGAAAAUGAGGUGGACUCCCGCAGCAUCAGACAUCUGCUUUACUAAAGAGCUGCACUCUUGCUUUUUCAGUCGGGGGAAGUGUGUGCCAGUGUGCAGAGGAGAUGGAGUCUACCAAAAAGGAAUGGAUUUUAUUCUGGAGAAACUUAAUAGUGGCGAUUGGGUCCAUAUCUUCCCAGAGGGGAAGGUUAACAUGACACAGGAAUUUAUUAGGCUAAAAUGGGGUGUUGGGCGUUUGAUAGCAGAGUGUACACUGAACCCUGUGAUUCUGCCUCUGUGGCAUGUAGGGAUGAAUGAUGUCCUUCCGAACAAACCUCCUUACAUUCCCCGUAUUGGUCAAAAAAUAACAAUUCUGGUUGGGAAACCAUUCACUAUGAAGCAUCUUUUGGAAUCCCUGAAAUCCGAAAACAAGAAUCCGGUUGAAAUGAGGAAAGCUUUGACUGACUUCAUCCAGGAGGAGUUCUGCAGUCUGAAGUCUCAGGCAGAAGCCCUUCACCAGCGGCUGCAAUCCACUGGACGAUAGCCAGGCUUGAAGAGCGGCCUAUGCAAAUCACUGCAUAGGUGCACGGCAGAGGAGAUGAAAGACAAAAUGCUGAAAGCCAAAGCAAGGCCAUAUUCACAAGUUAAACGAGGAGCUCAGUUUGCGUGUGCUUGCACUUGUUGGUAACUUCUUCGGUAGAUGGGAUUGACAUGAAAGUUUCAUGUUUUAAGCAGAAAAGGUAGAAUCAUACCCCAGUUAGAUAUUGCAGACAUUAAACGGUGAAAAAUGGCUGAUCCUGCCAUUUUUAGAAUAAUGAAAUGGGUUUGUGAGGAAAGUCCUAAGUAACUCAAACAUAGCCAGUUCCUUGGGAUGCAUGUGGAUGGACCGUAUGGGCAGAUACUGUCUGUUGGCAUUUUCCAUGAAGUGGUGCAUAUUUCUGCAUAUUUGUUUCAGCACUGCUUAGUUUUGGUAGGUAGGGAGUUUUGGUUUUCAUGUAUUACCACACAGGAUUGAUACCUGGGACCUGUGUACUAUAGCUGAUGUGCACCACUGGGUAAUGCAGAAUUUGCCUGAGCACAGCUAAGAUUGGGCAGAAUGGAAUCCUGUAGGGGCAUUUUAUCGGCCCAUAAGCCUACUGGACAAAACUGUUCGGGUAGAGAACUGGUGUGCUGUCUUUGAUUUUUAAGGAAUGCUGGAUGUGUUUCAGAGUUAUAGCACACAAACAUGCAUGUCUGCAUGUCUGCAUGUGGCAUGAGACUUAAACACUGGCCCUAGUGAGUUACGCUGUCUUUUAAUUUUAACACCAUACUGUACAUCCAGCCACUCACAUUUUGGCUUGAUAAAUCAGGAUGGAUGAAGUAUUCAGCCUUUUAAGGCCUUUCUAAUCCUGCUGGACUGGGAGAAUCUAGCAGUGGGAUUAGAGACCAUUGAUCUGUGGUUUGCUGAGCCAAGUGAACAUUCUGAAAGUGAAAAUAUCUAUCCUUUUAUUUAAAAAAAUAAAAUCAUGAAUAGGUCUGUAUUGAAUGGUUUCUCUUGUCCAGCUGUGUGGUUAUUAGGGAUGUGUUUUGUCUAAAAAAGAUAUUUGAUUUCUGAAGUAAUCUUUGCUGAUUGAUUUUAAAAUAGGCCUUGGCAUUGACAUUAAAUUUAAAUAUCAAUGUCAAGUUAAAUGGCAUUGAGAAUAAAAGUUAAAAUAUUAUUUUAAGGAAGACAUGGCUACCUCCUUUCUUUGUUGACCGUAAACCUGAUAUCUUCACUGAAGGCUUUACAGUGUCAGCUUGUUCAGUAUUUGUGUCCUGUAGGACCAGAAGAUACUGUUGGUAUCUGCUGUUUCAUCUUUCAAUGCACAGCUUGGUCAUAUCUAUAAAAAAUAUAACUUAUUCAAGAAAUAAAAUACUGGACUUGUUUAUGAAUAAGAGUACAAUUAACUAUACCUAUAUAUAUCUGCAUAUCUAUACGUUUAUUAUACAGUUGGAAUGCAUCCUGUUUGGAUGCUUCUGACAUCGUCUUGAUUAAUUUUUGGAAGGUGAUUUCCCUAGAGCACAUCAAACAGAGUGACAUGUUGGUCUAGCAGACAGAGCAAUAGAGACUUUUGCAGAAGGAGUUUAACAAGAUAUGCCAGAAGGUAUAAAUGAAACCGCUGUAAAAGACAUGUUCCAUACUUGAAUGUGGCAUUUCACUGUUAGUUGUACAUAUUUGCUCAUUAUGAAGUUCUAACAUAUCACAAUGGUAAAUGCUUGUGAAUAUGACCAUGGUUUGGGCAAUGGACUUAUUUGCAAUGGGUAGAAUAACCUGUGCAGGACUUUAAUGGAUGCACAGCACUGUCCAUGAAAUAUUUAUACUUUCACCCAGCCUGGCCUCUACUGCACCGAUAAUCAGCAAUCACCUUGCAGCUACACUGAUGGGAGGUUUCAGUUUGGAUGUAGUUUUGCCUUAACUAAACUUUCCAAACUUUUGUUAACAGUUGUUGACCAAUUUGUAGUUCUUUUGUGUUUCUUUUUUCCUAUUGAUACUAAGAUUUUCAGUCAACACCCACAAUGGAAUUUUGGGCCCCCAAAGCAAACAGUUUCUGAAGGGUAUUACAAUAUUUACAAUAAAAUACAUGGCAGUUCGAUACGUGUUCAUGUUAUAUUAAAUAUAGAUGAGGUGGGUGGCAUGAUGGUGCAAUGGUUAGCAUUGCUGCCUUGCAGUGCUGGAGCUCAGGUCCUACCUUUGCAGAGUUUGUAAGUCCCCCCCCUGUGUUUGCAUGGAUUUCCUCCAGGUAGUCCAGUUUCCUCCCACUGUCCAAAAAUAUAGAUCUAGUUUUAUUGACUUCUGGGAAUAUUGUCCCUGGUGUGUGAGAGUGUGUGAGAGUGUGAGACAUGGGAUGGACUGAUGUCCCAUCCAAGGCAUACCCUACCUGAGGCUUCAGAUCCUCCAUGAACCUUAAUUGGAUUAAGAGAUUAAAAAAUUGAUAGAUUACUAUAGAGAUAGGAACACCUAUAAUAAUGUUUCUGUUAUUUAGAAAUCUGAGAUACUUGGAAUGUUUGCCAGAAGAAACAACAGAAUGCUUAACAUUAUAUACAGAUUUGAGCCGCACCAACUGCCUGAAUAAUUCAUUGUAACAGUGCUCAGCACACUGAGCUAGUUGCAGAAGUAACGUCAUCACCCUCUGAAAUCUAGACAGUGUAGUCUCAGUCUUCUGACCUGUCUGAGUUAUUCACUGUUUAGAGAGAGGUGCCAUGCAUGCUCAGAGCCUGCAAGUAACCGGGAUUGAAUCCUGGCAGAGACAGGGAGAGAUGCACUUGUUACUUAACAUCUUAAUGGCUGCCAGUUUGGGAAUCCAGUUUAAGGUAUGUUUAGUUGUUAAAGUGUUGUUUCUGGGUACAAAUGGCACUCCAUACUGCACAGAGCAAUAGAGGACUGAUGUAAUUCUAGGCAGAGAUGAAUUUAUAACCAAAAAAUUUAAAAGACUUGAACAGGAAACUGGAACAGAUGAGGUGCCCUAAAUAUAAAUACUAGAUCCUAAUCAACUAAUUUAAAAGUUUUAUGAAAAUGGAAUUUACAGUUGAGAGUACUCAAUACACAAUAGGAUGUGCCACGAGACAAAACUAGAGAUAUGAACAUGAACUGAGGUAGUCCAUCGUUACGGAUUUAAUCAUUUUGUAUUUUGAUAAGACUUUUGAUGUUUUGUCCCCUAUCUUUUAUAAAGCUGUUUUAAUUAUGUCCUAAACUGUAGCCCAAAAGGCUUGGCAGCUGAUGUUAAUCUUUUGUACUUGUAUUUGAGGUUUUCUCAUGUAUAAGAUAAUGUUAAGCUAACUAGUAGCUGCAAUGUCACAGUUAUUUUUAAUUGUAUUUUCCUUUUAAUUUUGUAUAUGAAGUAUUUUUAUAACAGUGAUUAAAUUUAACUUGGAACUGAUUGAACUGGAUUAUAUGGAUAUAAUAUAACUAAAGAAGAAAAAGAUCUUGUACUGCCUUAUUGGAAUCAGUUCAGAAAGUUUGUUUCAUUCUGUUCCUAGUUCAAGUUAAUAAAAUAUGGGCUUUUA
This is a messenger RNA of Lepisosteus oculatus (spotted gar), 4358 nucleotides long. It is a transcript of the gene tafazzin, whose product is annotated as tafazzin, phospholipid-lysophospholipid transacylase. The record is from RefSeq and is a predicted model, not a curated record. Gene Ontology annotation, cellular component: mitochondrial membrane. Gene Ontology annotation, biological process: inner mitochondrial membrane organization; cardiolipin acyl-chain remodeling. Gene Ontology annotation, molecular function: 1-acylglycerophosphocholine O-acyltransferase activity. NCBI's taxonomy places the organism in Eukaryota, Metazoa, Chordata, Actinopteri, Semionotiformes, Lepisosteidae.